AUGGAAGGAUGUGUUCUCCUCACCACCGGUCCCAUCUUCUCUCUUGUAGUGCUUUUUUCUCUCCUGCUUGGACUUUUCGCUCUCUUUCGUCGUCUUGAUGCCGUAUUUCUGGCCAUGGCUCAAGCUUCUCAAGCUUCAGAAACCUCUUGCUAUCUGACGAACAAGGAAACUCCGCAUGAAGAAAACAACACCAUGACGGAGGACAAUGACAACACUACCUCUGAAAAAACCCACUUGGACGAUAUUAGAGUCCCUUCUCUGCAGCCCAAGACGCCUCAGAAACGGAUCCAUCUCGCUGCCACCGAUCCGAAUCAGUUGAGAACGGUAUCGCUGCAACGUACGGACUCUGAUGACCUGCUUGAUGCUGGCAUAGAGGACCUGAUGAUUCCGGUGUUGGAGCCUGAGCGGAAACCUCUGAUCGUCGUUCGUGUACGCGAGGAUUCUGACGUCCUGAAGCCUUACCGACCAGGGAUGGACACCGUUCCCUGGGAUGGCAAUAUCCGAUGGGCCAUAAAGGGAUGUAGUAUAUUUGAGAAUCAGCAAGAAGAAGCCGAUGCCUUCUCUUAUCGUCCGAACCUCCUUUCUCGGCAAGCCGUCUCGGAUCUCUGGAUAUUCCAGUACGGGCUCCGAUACAUUCCUGCUGGACAGGAGUCAAAUGUCUUUCGCACUGUCCGCAUCGAGAAGCUCCCGUCAAACGUUACUCUGAGCCAGGUACUGCCAUCUGUUCCUGGUGAGAUCUACUCGGCUUCUCUCUGCAACACAAACCCUAUUACUGGGUAUAAAACUGCUAUCGUUGUGUUUGUGCUCGAGAAGGACGCCCUAGACUUUGUUCAGAAAUCAAGGGAAGGACUACCUUUGGGCUUCUGCGUGGCCAGCGUCGCUCUCGUUCACACUCCGACUUACCCAAUGACGUCCCAGAUGAGCCAAUUCAUUUUCCAUCAGGGCUACACCCGGUGCCUGGUUAUCAGCAACCUUCGGAGGUCAUUGAGGGAGGAGAUUUACCGCGUACUUAAGCGGUCUGCCUACUACAACUAUAUUGAAAGCGUGGAGGAAGGACAGGUGGUGGGAGAUAUCUAUGUUCGUUUCUAUUCAGUCAAGAUGGCCGCAGCAGCGCAUGAUCUUUUUGAAGGUCAUCCAAGCUUCGAAAGAUGCAGCAUCAAGUUUCUUAGAAAGGCGGCGGAAUGA
Messenger RNA from Aspergillus novofumigatus IBT 16806, 1185 nucleotides. RefSeq lists its product as uncharacterized. The transcript is spliced from 3 exons. NCBI's taxonomy places the organism in Eukaryota, Fungi, Ascomycota, Eurotiomycetes, Eurotiales, Aspergillaceae. The record is from RefSeq and is a predicted model, not a curated record. Bases 1 to 1185 code for a protein of 394 amino acids.